GUAUAUGUUUAAUAUUUCGUAAUUUUUCAUAAUUCGAUCGUUCUUCCAAGCACAUCAAAAUCCAAUCCAGCUUCUUUUCUUCAAGCAAAUCCUUGAGCAUUUGAAACUCAUUUGGCAUAUUCAUAAAUUUUUUAACUGUCUUCAAAACUUGAUGAAGAAAUAUGCCAUCCACUUUUGAAAUGUCAUGGAUUUCUUUCCCGCUAGCCUUCGAUGUCGUAUUGAUCUUGUUUUGAACAUACUCUCUGGAAUGAGUUCAUGAAAAUUGUAACUGCCUCUGCCAAACGAUCUUUAUUCACCUUCUUAGACAUUGAACCUGUUUACGUGCUCAUUCCUUUGGUCAUCAUCUCAUCCAUGGAUAGAGAAUAAAUGGAGUAAUGGAGUAAUGGUUAAGAUUAGAGGUAAAGUUAUAAUCUAGAGUUUUGGAUAUCUGGGCUAUAUUAAUGGGCUGGGAGUCCCUUCUAUCCACGGAAGAGUCACAAAUGACAUGUUUGGUGCUAUUCUUGAUAGACUAGAUACAAAAUUGGAAGGCUGGAGAACCAAGCUCUUAACAAUGGCCGGUCGUAGAAUUCUCGCCCAGUCCGCACUUACCACCAUUCCUUACUAUGCCAUGCAAUCAACGAUGCUACCGACAGGGGUUUUGGAAGCUAUUGAUAGAAAAGUGAGGGGCUUUCUAUGGGGCAGCACAAGUGAUAACCGUAGGUGCCACCUUGUAAACUGGGAACAAGUCACAAAGCCAAAAGAAUUGGGUGGCCUGGGGAUCAAAACUGCCAAGGAAAUGAAUCAAGCCUUCAUUGCUAAACUUGGUUGGAGACUACUCAGUGAAGGAGAAUCUCUUUGGUCCAAAAUCUUGAUUGCUAAAUAUGCUAAAGGGAAAGGUGGGAAAAAUAUUUUUGGGUACAGGAAGGGAGCAUCUAAUGCCUGGAGAGGAAUCAUGACAGUUAUGCCUCUGAUUGAAGCUGACAUUCACUGUCGCGUUCAUAAUGGGCAAAUGACGAGGUUCUGGCUUGACACUUGGAUCGGUGAAAAACCACUUUGCGAUUUGGUGCAAGAGUUUGGCAGCGGACAUGAUCCGCAUGCCACUGUUGCUGAACUUUGGAAUGGCUCUCGUGGGUGGAGUUGGGAGAAAAUUCCAAACCUCCCACCUAACAUUAUUUCUUUUAUGCAGUGCCGGGUUAUGGAGUUGGACACUAACACCCCUGAUGAAUUCUACUGGAAGCACGAUCCUACAGGUAAGUUUUCAAUUAAGUCGGCUUAUAAUCUAAUUAGGAGAUUUGCUAACAAUGUGCAGGAAGAAGUGUGGUCUAUGAUUUGGAAGAUUAAAGUGCCAAGUAAGAUGAAGCUUCUUUUGUGGACUAUCUGCCAUGAGAAGGUGAUGGGAAAUGCCGAGCGAAAGAAAAGAAGACUCACUUCGGAUAGCUCUUGCCCACUUUGCGGCAACGAUGAGACCACCUCUCACAUCUUUAAAACUUGCCCAAAAGCAAGACAAAUUUGGAAUUUUAUUGACAAUGGAGGUAUGGGUUGUAAUGGAGAUCACACGGAAAUGAGGAGAUGGGUUGGCGACAAUUUAAGGAAAAAGAAAGGCAGACACGACAACAAUAAUUGGGCUGCCACUUUUGCCGUCACAUGUUGGUGGAUUUGGAGGUGGCGAAACAACGUUGCCUUCGGUGGGGAUGAUCUUGACACCCAGUAUAAAGUGGCUUGGAUUAAGGGAUCAAUCGCUGAGAUUGAAAGGGCAUUCGACAAAAAUCAGGUAUCAACCCCCUCUUUGAUGAAUACAAGGGAUCCUCUACUAAAAUGGAAUCNCACGACAACAAUAAUUGGGCUGCCACUUUUGCCGUCACAUGUUGGUGGAUUUGGAGGUGGCGAAACAACGUUGCCUUCGGUGGGGAUGAUCUUGACACCCAGUAUAAAGUGGCUUGGAUUAAGGGAUCAAUCGCUGAGAUUGAAAGGGCAUUCGACAAAAAUCAGGUAUCAACCCCCUCUUUGAUGAAUACAAGGGAUCCUCUACUAAAAUGGAAUCCGGCAGUUGAUCACGAAUUCACUCUUAAUGUUGAUGGAAGCAAUAAAGUUAUGGCUAACAGGGCGGGGUGCGGCGGAGUCAUUCGCAACAAUAGAGGAGAAUGGCUUGGUGGUUUUUCCUACAGAACUAGACCAAAUAACAUUGAGGAAAUCGA
This is a messenger RNA of Cuscuta campestris, 2174 nucleotides long. The record is from the annotation of a GenBank genome assembly. Lineage: Eukaryota; Viridiplantae; Streptophyta; Magnoliopsida; Solanales; Convolvulaceae.